Salvia miltiorrhiza (redroot sage) is the source of this 1605-nucleotide messenger RNA. RefSeq names its product spermidine hydroxycinnamoyl transferase-like. Bases 145 to 1476 code for a protein of 443 amino acids. Gene Ontology annotation, molecular function: acyltransferase activity, transferring groups other than amino-acyl groups. Lineage: Eukaryota; Viridiplantae; Streptophyta; Magnoliopsida; Lamiales; Lamiaceae. The record is from RefSeq and is a predicted model, not a curated record. The transcript has a single exon.
GAAAAAGUCCAUAUUCCUCCACAAAGAUUAUCAUAAUAUUCUACAAUAACCAACCCAACAACACUUAAUAUUUUCUCUAUAUAAUUAAACUCUGCAUAACAUGCAUAUCUAUCUAAUCUAAACCCUUCCAUUCUAGUGUGCGUGAUGGUGACCGUGAAAGCCACCCACAUUGUCCGGCCGGCGGAGGCACGGCCGGACGAGAUCAUGUACAUAAAUUCAUGCGAUCAAAUCAAAGACAUAACCCACACUCCCACACUCUACUUGUACAAUCACUCCGCCGCUUUGGAGGCCGCGAACGCCGUCUCCAUACUCAAACACUCCCUCAGCAAAGCCCUAGCGCUCUUCUACCCGCUUGCCGGCCGCCUGCGCUGGGCGGAGGCGGGCGGCAGCAGGGUGGAGCUCCACUGCAACGGCGAGGGCGUCCCCAUCUUCGAGGCGGAGUCCGACGCCGCCAUCGAGGAUCUCGGCGACUUCACGCCAACUCAAGCCAUCCAACCCCUAAUCCCCUCCGUCGACUACACCACCCCGCUCCACCAGAUACCGAUGGUGAUCGUGCAGCUCACGCGCUUCCGCUGCGGCGGCCUCGGCCUCGGCCUCGGCAUCUCCCACGUCAUGGCCGACGGCCCCAGCGCCCUCCACUUCAUCACCGAGUGGACCAAGUUCGCGCGCGGGGCCGGCCCCGUCGCGCCGCCGUUCCUCGACCGGAAGGUCGUCGACGCCGACCAGCCGCCGGCCAGCUUCGACUUCGAUCCGGCGGUGCUCCGCCGUCCGCCGACGCUGAUCGGGGAGGAGGACAGCCUGGAGCAGCGGAGGAAGCCGAUCGCCGCCGCGGUCCUCGGCCUCAGCAAGCUCCAGAUCGAGAAGCUCCGCCGCAAAGCCGAUCUCGACAACGUUAGCCGCGGAUACAGCAGGUUCGAGGCCGUCUCCGCGCACAUCUGGCGGUGCACGAGCGAGGCGCGCGGCCACGCCGCGGAGCAGCAGACCAGCCUCCACUUCGUGGCGGACUUCCGCAACAAGCUAAACCCGCCGCUGCCGAAGAACUACUUCGGCAACGCGCUGAUCCGCGUGGAGGCGACGGAUAAAUCCGGCAGCCUCCUCGCCGGCAGCAUGGGCGCCGCCGCUAGAAAAAUACGCGAGGCGGUGGAGAAGGUGAGCGACGACGCCGUGAGAGGCUACUUGGACUAUCUGAAACGGCUGCCCGACGUGGGCCGGUUCAGGUCGCUGGACAACAACGGUCGGCCCAAGGGGGAUUUCUACGGUAACCCGAAUCUGGCGAUCAUCAGCUGGGCCGGGUUGCCCCUGUACGGCACGGAUUUCGGGUGGGGCAAUGAGAUCCAUUUAGGACCCGGGCCCAUGGGAUUUGAUGGGAAAACCUUCAUAAUUCCUGAUCGUGAAGGUGAUGGUGCGUUCAACAUCGCCAUAUGGCUGCAGGAGGAACACAUCGCGCCUUUCAAAAAAUGUUUUUAUGAUAUUUGAUUUUAUAUAUAAUAUAUGUAUCAGUUUUGUAUUAUUUUAAUUAAUUUCUGCAAAUUAAAUCUGGGAUGUGGAAGCUUUGUAACUUUGUUUGUAAUCAAUUAAUCGUAUUGUUGCCUGUAAUUCCUUUGA